Molecule: messenger RNA, 373 nt
Organism: Trematosphaeria pertusa
Lineage: Eukaryota; Fungi; Ascomycota; Dothideomycetes; Pleosporales; Trematosphaeriaceae
Exons: 2
Coding region: 26-373 (115 amino acids)
Source: RefSeq, a predicted model, not a curated record
AUUACUAUCACUACAGCAAGCUAAUAUGGAUAAAGCCAGUCGUGUACUGGCCGAAGGUGUCCCCGAAGGCAUACCUAACACCUGGUCUGCGCGAGCCGCACACGGCAACCAGUACCUUACACCAUGCGAAGAGAACGCUGUCGUCAAUUUCCUAUUACAUAUGACUUCUCUAGGACAAUCUGUACGAAUGAAGUAUGUAGAGUCACUAGCGUUCAGUGCAACCUACUGUCGGGCUCGAGCGGAUAGACCACAGAAGCCUCCGGGCGUUAACUGGGCUAAGGCACUCGAAAAACGCCGCCUAGAGAUCGUAGCGAGAAAGAAGCGGGCGCAGGACUGGAACCGGUUUAAUAUCUAUGACAAGGUCUUAGACUAG